Messenger RNA from Leopardus geoffroyi (Geoffroy's cat), 1732 nucleotides. RefSeq names its product catechol-O-methyltransferase (gene COMT). The transcript is spliced from 6 exons. Gene Ontology annotation, cellular component: axon; dendrite; membrane. Bases 116 to 1249 code for a protein of 377 amino acids. The record is from RefSeq and is a predicted model, not a curated record. NCBI's taxonomy places the organism in Eukaryota, Metazoa, Chordata, Mammalia, Carnivora, Felidae. Gene Ontology annotation, molecular function: magnesium ion binding; catechol O-methyltransferase activity. Gene Ontology annotation, biological process: dopamine metabolic process; developmental process; catecholamine catabolic process.
AUCACCGCCAUAGCCACGCGGGGCCUCUCGGGCGCCUGGGGCUGUCCGCGGCGCUGCCUGCGCCGGCCCAGGGCGGGUCCGCCUGGCCAAGGACGCCGCCGCCGCCGAAGGCGAAAUGCUGGAGGCCCCACCCCUGCUGUUGGCAGCCUUCUCAUUGGGCCUGGUGCUGCUGGUGCUGCUGCUGUGCCACUCCUACUCGGGCUUUCUCCUUAUCAGCUGGAAUGAGUUCGUCCUGCAGCCCCUCUACAACCUGUUCAUGGGCAACACCAAGGAGCAGCGCAUCCUGCGUCAUGUGCUGCAGCAUGCGGUGGCCGGGGACCCACAAAGUGUGCUGGAGGCCAUCGAUACCUACUGUUUACAGAAGGAGUGGGCUAUGAAUGUGGGUGACAAGAAAGGCCAGAUCUUGGAUGCAGUGGUGCGGGAGCAGCGCCCAUCGGUGCUGCUAGAGCUGGGGGCCUACUGCGGCUACUCAGCUGUGCGCAUGGCCCGCCUGCUGGAGCCCGGGGCCCGACUGCUCACCAUUGAGCUCAACCCUGACUACGCCGCCAUCACCCAGCAGAUGCUGGACUUUGCAGGCCUGCAGGACAGGGUAACCGUUGUGGCCGGGCCAUCUCAGGACAUCAUCCCCCAGCUGAAGAAGAAAUACGAUGUGGACAUGCUAGACAUGGUCUUCCUUGACCACUGGAAGGACCGGUACCUGCCAGACACUCUUCUCUUGGAGGCUCCUUAUUGUGCAUCCCCCUGCACCCCUAUCUCACCAUCCUCAUACCCCAUCCCAUACCAGCCCUUAACGCUGCUGCUUGGCCAGCCCCAAAGUGGUGACCAGGGAGGCUGCCUCAUCCCCAGGAGUGUGGCCUGCUACGGAAGGGGACAGUGUUGCUGGCCGACAACGUCAUCUGCCCAGGAACACCAGAAUUCCUGGCAUAUGUGCGCAAUAGCAGCCGCUUUGAGUGCACACACUUCACCUCGUACCUGGAGUACUCGACAGCAGUGGAUGGCCUCGAGAAGGCUGUCUACAUGGGCCUGGAUGGCCCAGCACAGCCUUGACCACCCACCCUGCUCCAGGCUCCCUUGCCAAGCCUGGUUACGAAAAGCACAACAGAUGCACUCCCGCCAACCCUGCUUUUGCAGUUCUGGGGUCUGUCCUCAAUGUAGCACACUUGAGGCUUGUGAGGCCAAAGCCUGCCUACACUGGACCCUCUGCACGGCGACUCUGGGCUGUCACCACUGCCUAAGUGGUGUCACCUAAGUGCAGCCAGCUUACCAUGCAAAAUCACUGCAAUACAUCUGGAAAGUACGUUUGUAAAUACCAAUCAGGACAGGUGGUGCCUGUGAUGGUGUCACUCACUCCCACCAGCAUUUUCGAUCAAUUAGGUUUCUUACAUCGACAGGUCCUCAGGCACUGACAUAUUCAGCAGACACUGGAAGUGGGGGGGGGGGGGGGAAGUUGGGAACAUUUGGAAACUGUUGGGCUGUGCACUCAGUCUGUCCUUCAGGUUUGCCAUCACCAGGUGGCAGCAAUGCCUCAGUCAUGGCACUGUGCCCAACAACUCCUAUCCACUUGUGAUUCCUGCAUUCUUUCACCUUCUUGUAAAGAAUGAAACACAACUUUACUAACAUCAGCUCAGUGUUAAUAAUCCUAUAUGUCAGUAUCACAUUUAAAAGAUGCUAAAAGAGAAAUUAAAAAUCUAAAUAUUUAAAUAAAAGAGAUCAACUUAGUGCUUCUUUUUAA